This is a messenger RNA of Sesamum indicum (sesame), 869 nucleotides long. Its product is annotated as clathrin light chain 2. NCBI's taxonomy places the organism in Eukaryota, Viridiplantae, Streptophyta, Magnoliopsida, Lamiales, Pedaliaceae. Gene Ontology annotation, molecular function: clathrin heavy chain binding; structural molecule activity. The record is from RefSeq and is a predicted model, not a curated record. Gene Ontology annotation, cellular component: clathrin coat of trans-Golgi network vesicle; plasma membrane; clathrin coat of coated pit. Gene Ontology annotation, biological process: intracellular protein transport; clathrin-dependent endocytosis.
AUGCAUGGAACCGAGAUUCCAGUUGGCAACCAAAUGGAGGCACUGGAGGACGCGUCGACUUAUGGCGGCGGCGCUGUGGACCCGCUGCCUCCGUCAGUGGAGAUAUCUGAAGGCGGUGAGUUCGCCGUUAACGGACCUAUUCCACCGGCUCCGGCGGAGGAGGGUUUUGCUCUGAGAGAGUGGAGAAGAUCAAAUGCGAUUCGGCUGGAGGAGAAAGAGAGGAGGGAGAAGGAGGUGUUGGAGGAAAUAAUCAAGGAAGCCGAUGAAUUUAAAGCGGAGUACUACAGGAAAUGGAAGAUUAGGUGUGAGAAUAGCAGAGCUGUCAACAGGGAAAAGGAAAAGUUGUUUCUAGAAAGCAGAGAGAAAUUCCAUGCUGAAGCUGAUCAAAGUUACUGGAAGGCAAUUGCUGAACUUAUACCAAAAGAAGUUCCAGCCAUAGAAAAGAAGGGGAAGAAGGAUAAGGAAAAGAAGCCUAAUAUUAUUGUGAUUCAAGGCCCCAAACCAGGGAAGCCAACUGAUCUGUCCCGGAUGCGUCAAAUUCUUGUGAAGCUCAAACACAAACCACCUGGUCACAUGUUGCUGCCUCCACGUGAACCUCAAAAAGAUGCUAAAGCUCAAGAGCUGGAUCAACCAGCAGCCUCUACCUCCAUGUCUGAGAAUAACGCUGUAACUGCCGCUGCAAAGUAAGUUGCUGUCUCAAGUGUGUAAAUUCAUGUCCUUCUGAGUGUAGUCUUUGAACUUGGAUGAUAGCAUAUCCUAGUAUGCUGUGACAUGUAAGAAUAUGAAUAAAGAUGUGGUUCCUAUGUUUCUCUUUGUUUCCUUAGUCCCUUAGUUGUUCAUCUCCCCUUGUGCCGGCUGCAACACAGGGU